AUGCGCCGGGCGCUGCUCUCGGGCUCCUCUUUCCCCGCUACCGCCCGCGACUUCAAGGAAGAGACGCUAAUGAAAAGCAGCUGCUCGGAAUACCAGAAAGAUGAUGAAUGCGCGUUAAGUCCCCUUAACAAAACCAGACAGAUAUGCCUCUGUACGGCAGCCCGCGCAGGCAUCGCGAGCUCAUCGCAGGAACGCGGCCCGGGGAAAGAGCCGAAACAAGCCCAGGUUUUUCAGAAACAUCUCAUUUAUUUUCGGGACCGACGCGCGUUAACGCCGAGCGUAUGGCGGCAGCGCCCAUGGGGGAAGCUGUUUGGGUGCCUCAGCCCAACUUCCACACCCUGCGGGGUGCUCGGGUGGCUUUUAAAGGUUCGCCUCGAGCCUCGAAUUCCUGGGGCUGAGCUGCCGGCUGCGGGGUGGCUGCAACCUCGCGGGACGGUUUCUCCCCUUUGCCAAUGCGGAUGCUCCCCACACGAGCCGCAGUGGAGGAAGAGGAGGAUGCACGGGGGCGAUUUGGAGGCUCUGGAUGCGGCGAGGCCAUUUCGCAGCCAGAGGUUGAGCGGUUUCACCUGUUUCUGCUCUACAAGAUGCUCAAGAGGAUGGGAUGGAUCCGGCACAGAGGCAUUGGGGUUCAUGGCCGCGCACAAGGCCCGAGCUUUUCCUUUCCAUCCCCUCCUUGGCACCUUCAUGGUCACUGUUUGGGGUGAUUACGGUCCCCACGCUCUCCGGGAGCUUCAGGUUUCGCUCUCUCAACGCCUGUAUCCCACUGAUCCCCCAUUCCCAUUGCUCCGGCACAGCCACGGAGAAAAUUGGGCUAAAACACCCCAAAGAGCACCGCUGCCGCCAGACCCGCUGAAUUCCUCUGCCGGCUUAGAGCAGCCUGGCAACGCUGCGCCAAAAAACGCCACCCUCAGCCACCGGGCGCUUUUGGGAAGCUGCCAGAAAACGAUACCGGGGGCAGCAACGCCCCCCGUGAUACCAGAGCAAAUCAACCUGAAUAAACACCGAGAGCAAACCGGUGCUUCGCUGCCUGCCCGCUUUGCGUGGGGACGGGCGCGUUGUCACCCAGCUUGGGCACACGACGGCGUUGCCUUGCCGGAUUUCUAA
Cygnus olor (mute swan) is the source of this 1104-nucleotide messenger RNA. RefSeq lists its product as uncharacterized. NCBI's taxonomy places the organism in Eukaryota, Metazoa, Chordata, Aves, Anseriformes, Anatidae. Bases 1 to 1104 code for a protein of 367 amino acids. The transcript is spliced from 2 exons. The record is from RefSeq and is a predicted model, not a curated record.